AUGCAAUACGCUCCUCGGUAUCAGAUGCUCUAUCCAUCUCCACUACACCCCCAACAACAUCCUGCUCAAUCCGCAGUUCAGAUGAGGUUCUGUAUUCUGCGACCAGAAGGGCUUUGGACGCCACUCAUCCCACUUGAUGAGCUCCCAUCCUGGCUGCAGGUUUGCGAUUGGACGCCCGAUAAGCACUUGAGUCUCUACCCAGCAUCCUUGAGUUUCAUUCCUCGCGAAGGAGAGUACGAUGUGAUCUGCAGCCACUGCACCAGUGCUGUUGAUUCCCAGCAUAAAAGUGUUUCAGAGCGAGGACCAUCUUCUGCAUCCAGCCGUGCAGCUCGUGUUCAAAACUUCCCUGUGCAGUGCUAUUCGCCUCCGAAGAUGCAGUCCGAGCCUCGCGCCAUAACUACCGAAUUUGAUGUGACAUAUGGAAUACUUGGACAGCCUCCAUUCUGCCCCAUGCUGCAGUCCCCUAUCGUCGGGAUGUGUUUGGUUGACGCGCAUGCGCAAAAAGAGGAACUUGCGGUGGCUUCAGACGCACACUCACCAGAGACGGGUACAGAGAACUCCAUGCCACCUGGAAGCUUUGACCAGAUCAGUGCAAGGACGGAGCCAUGUUCUGCUCAUGAUGCUGAAUUGCUUAGUAUCAGCAACUCUUCUCUUUCCAUUGGUUCAUCUGGAAAUAUCCCCUCAAGGCCCAAGCCUGAUAUCUUGAAGCGCCACUCGCGACACACGCACGCACAUGAUGAUGGCUUGGUUGGCACUCCUCGACGUGUGCUCUCGUUGCGGGAUGAUAGUUCCGCAUCUGCGCAUUCUGCUGCGGCUAUGGCUGCGAUUUUGGCCAAGCAGAUACAGAGAACGCGAUCGAGACGGAUCUCCCGCACCAGCAGUCUCCAACAGAGCGCCAUCAGCCUUCACCAGAGUGCCGUCAGUCUUCAUCGGAGCGCUAGCAGUCUUCGUCGGAAAAUCGUGGCAGGUGCAGAUACCGCCGCGCCUUGGUCAUACCCUGUCGAUGCCCACACCCCCAAACGUCGCAUUAGCAAGGUCCCUUCAAUCCGGGUAAAGGUGAAAUCGAAAGGUCGUCGCAAGGUGCGAAUGCGUCGUGAGGAAGCAGGAGACCAAGUAGCCCCUAUUUCCCCCACGCCAGCUCGCAUUGAGGAGAUUCCGCAGUCAAAAGCAGAGCAGCCAAAUGCCGCAACCAAGAGACGGGAUCGCCGUGAACGGUUGAUGCGCAAGAGAAAUCAUACCGAUCGAGGCAGCCGAUACUGGCACAUGAUGAAGAUUCCCAAUUGGCGGGCCGGUAUUGUCAGGCAUUGA
Messenger RNA from Penicillium nucicola, 1308 nucleotides. RefSeq lists its product as uncharacterized. The record is from RefSeq and is a predicted model, not a curated record. NCBI's taxonomy places the organism in Eukaryota, Fungi, Ascomycota, Eurotiomycetes, Eurotiales, Aspergillaceae. The transcript has a single exon. Bases 1 to 1308 code for a protein of 435 amino acids.